Molecule: messenger RNA, 1419 nt
Organism: Elephantulus edwardii (Cape elephant shrew)
Lineage: Eukaryota; Metazoa; Chordata; Mammalia; Macroscelidea; Macroscelididae
Gene: MUC12
Product: mucin 12, cell surface associated
Exons: 11
Coding region: 1-1419 (472 amino acids)
Source: RefSeq, a predicted model, not a curated record
AUGUCAGAGGAUGACAUUGAAGAUCUUAAAAAUGAGAUCAUGCAAUUUGGAGCCGGCGCCCACAGUACGGUGGGUGAGCGGUCCUCAGCCUCCCCCGGCCCUGGCACGCACCCCACCACCAGCCCGGCUGCCUCGGGCCCUGCUGGCUCCCUGACCACGUCCACACGUCGCGGCCCGAGCAGCGCGUCUCCCGCGGAACGGUCCACCGUGGACACCAACGUCGCAGAGGCUUCCUCGCCCGCUCUGGCCACCGGGCCCUCUCCCGGUGCCGGGACCUCGGAGGCUGCCCCUGCGGGAAGCCCCAGCCCCGGCUCGGCCACCUCGGGGCCCUCCCCACGCACAGACACGGCUCUCAGACAUUGCGAGAACGGGGCUACCUGGGAUGGAAACAAGUGUGUCUGUCCGCAAGGCUUCAGUGGACCCCAAUGCCAGUCCCUCUUGGAGUUCAUCUUCAUAGAUAUCCCUGAAAGAAUCAAUGCCACUUUAUCUCUGCUACUGAAAGUGACUUACAAGAAUUUUACAAAAGAUCUGGAGAACACAUCUUCCGAGGCAUACCAAGAUUUCAUGGAAUUUUUCAAGGAGCGGAUGAAUGAGGUUUACAAGGACGUUCUCGCUUAUAGAGGUGUCAACAUUACAAGAUUACUGAGUGGCAGCAUCGUGGUGGAACACAAUGUCAACCUUGAGGUCAACUACACUUUAGAUUAUAAGAAAGUGUUUAAAAAGCUUGUUAACAUUGUAAGGAAAAAGAUUGUUAAUGAAACCAGAAAGGCAGUUGAGGAUCCUGACAAGUGCAAAGAUGCCUCGGUUUUCUGCUAUAGUGAGGAGGCCACAACAGUAUCUGAGACCCCGAAACUGAGCUUUGACCCCCAUGAGCAGUGCAUGAGAAUGGCUGCAGAGGGCUUUGCCCAGUUCUAUUAUGUGGACGAGCUGGACGAGAAACUGGCCUGCGUAACCAACUGCACUCCUGGGACAAGGACACAGCUGAACUGUCACCAUGGCACCUGCCAGCUGCAGCGCAGUGGUCCCCGCUGUGUGUGCCUGAACACUGACACACACUGGUACUGGGGAGAGACGUGUGAGCGGAGCACUCAGAAGAGCCUGGUGUAUGGGAUCGUGGGGGCCGUGGCAGGGAUGCUGGUGCUACUGGUGGUCACCAUGACCAUCUACCUGAGCCGGAUGCUAAGGAAACUGCAGAGGGAGUACAAGAUAUCACAAGAAUGGCAAAAAGAAGUCCCAGGAAGUUUCCAGAACACACGCAUCUGGGAAGAUCAAGGUAUAAAGGACAAAUACAGCCUAGAAUCUGCUUACAGCCACUUCCAGCCCUCCCUAAAGAACAUGGACCCUAAAAAAGAGGUGACUCAGGAUGUCCCCCUUGGCUGGGAGCUGUCCUGUGCCACAACCCCGACCCUCCACCACUGA